Messenger RNA from Sphenostylis stenocarpa, 1047 nucleotides. Lineage: Eukaryota; Viridiplantae; Streptophyta; Magnoliopsida; Fabales; Fabaceae. The record is from the annotation of a GenBank genome assembly.
AUGGAGAUCUAUGUUAUCACGAGCUACAAGAUAAGAGCAUGGAGGUUAGGUCCAUCCAAUCUAAGGAUUAAGGAAGGGAUAUUGAUAUGGUGGGAAGACUUGAUACUACGAGUACUACGGCAACUAUUAUGGUGUACCAUUUUUUCUAACACCUGCACGCCCACCACUGCCACGUCCGCCUCUGCCACUACAGGUGUUGUUGCAUUUGUCUUGGUUGGUUUUCAUGCCACGAUUAGUAUUAUGAUGACUCUGGGAAUUAAUUGGAGCUUUCAUCCACGGUUAAGAAUGCGGAGGAACCCGAUUCACGAGUUCGACCUCCGUGAGAGGGAUGAUGUGUUCAAGAUUUAUUUCCGAUGCGAUUCUGAGCUUGUUAGAUCCACGACAAAGUUUCGUUUCCCAGAUUCUUUUGUAAAAAAUUCUUCCUCUGGCCAACAGGAAUUUGAGAUUAGUUUGGUGGUGGAAAUUGUUGGUUGUAAUUUGCUGAUAUGGACGGUGAAUAGAGACGUAGGGGGAAAGUUGGAAAAGAUGGACCAUGACAAGACUGGGUGCCAAGCUCCUCCUGAAGGUCCUGUAUUGUGCAUCAACAACUGUGGGUUUUUUGGAAGUGCAGCUACUAUGAACAUGUGUUCUAAAUGCCACAAAGACAUGUUGCUGAAACAGGAGCAGGCCAAGCUUGCAGCGUCGUCCAUUGGGAAUAUUAUGAAUGGCUCAUCUAGCAGCACUGAAAAUGAACCUGUUGUCGCUGCUGCUAAUGUUGAUAUCCCAGUUAUUUCAGUAGAGCCUAAAACUGUCUCUGUGCAACCUUUAUUUGGUUCAGUUUCAGAGGGGAGUGGGGAGGCAAAGCCGAAGGAUGGUCCAAAACGUUGCAGCAGCUGCAAUAAGCGAGUUGGUUUGACAGGGUUUAAUUGUCGAUGUGGCAACCUUUUUUGUGCUGUACAUCGCUACUCAGACAAGCAUAAUUGCCCGUUUGAUUACCGCACUGCUGCUCGGGAUGCCAUAGCUAAAGCAAACCCCGUCGUCAAGGCUGAGAAGCUUGAUAAGAUCUAA